Molecule: messenger RNA, 2291 nt
Organism: Panthera uncia (snow leopard)
Lineage: Eukaryota; Metazoa; Chordata; Mammalia; Carnivora; Felidae
Gene: ABHD17B
Product: abhydrolase domain containing 17B, depalmitoylase
Exons: 4
Coding region: 98-964 (288 amino acids)
Biological process (GO): protein depalmitoylation
Cellular component (GO): plasma membrane; endosome membrane
Molecular function (GO): palmitoyl-(protein) hydrolase activity
Source: RefSeq, a predicted model, not a curated record
UGAUUUUUUUUUUCCUAAGGCUCCAAUAAAAAGAAUUUUGGAGAGCUUGUGUCAGCAUUUGGAACUGCCUAAUGUGUCUGAGUAAAAAAAUCAGAAGAUGAAUAAUCUUUCAUUCAGUGAGUUAUGUUGCCUCUUCUGCUGUCCACCUUGCCCUGGGAAAAUUGCUUCAAAAUUAGCAUUUUUGCCACCUGAUCCAACAUAUACACUGAUGUGUGAUGAAAGUGGAAGCCGCUGGACUUUACACCUAUCAGAACGAGCAGACUGGCAGUACUCUUCUAGGGAAAAAGAUGCUAUUGAGUGUUUCAUGACUAGAACCAGUAAAGGCAACAGAAUUGCCUGCAUGUUUGUGCGCUGUUCACCCAAUGCCAAGUACACUUUACUCUUCUCACAUGGAAAUGCUGUUGAUCUUGGUCAGAUGAGCAGCUUUUACAUAGGACUGGGAUCACGGAUUAAUUGUAAUAUAUUCUCAUAUGAUUAUUCUGGAUAUGGCGCAAGUUCUGGGAAACCAACGGAGAAGAACCUCUAUGCAGAUAUAGAAGCUGCUUGGCUUGCUCUUAGGACAAGAUAUGGCAUUCGCCCUGAAAAUGUGAUUAUAUAUGGCCAAAGUAUAGGGACAGUACCAUCUGUGGAUCUCGCUGCUCGGUAUGAGAGUGCUGCUGUUAUUCUUCAUUCUCCUUUGACCUCGGGAAUGCGAGUCGCUUUUCCUGAUACCAAGAAGACCUACUGUUUUGAUGCAUUCCCAAACAUUGACAAAAUCUCUAAGAUAACCUCCCCAGUAUUAAUAAUUCAUGGGACUGAAGAUGAAGUCAUUGACUUUUCACAUGGCCUCGCAUUGUUCGAGCGUUGCCAAAGACCUGUGGAGCCUCUGUGGGUUGAAGGGGCAGGUCACAAUGAUGUGGAACUUUAUGGACAGUACCUCGAAAGGUUGAAACAGUUUGUGUCACAGGAACUGGUAAAUUUGUAAAAUAUUCUGUAAAUUUGCAUACUGGGUUUUCUUUCCUUGCUGAACUGCACUCUUUGGUAAAUAACAUAAAACCUGAAGGUUUUGUUUGCAAAUCAUGUCAGUUGCCUUCAUAAUUGUACAGGUAAUGAUUUGUUAACAGACUUAAUGAAGGUUUUAAUUACCAGAACUAGAAACUGGAAAUAACAGUAUCAUGCAGUCAAGCUGUGUAAUUUAUAUUUUUUCUGUGAAUUUUUUUUUAAACAUCAAAAUGAGUACUGUAUGAAAUUUUAAUUCUAUAAAAUCAAAUGCUGUAAAAGUAUUGCCAAAUGCUUUUGCAUAUCAGAAACAGAUUUAUAAAUAUUUUUAAAACAUCUCAAUGUACUAAAUCUUAUCCAGGUAUACAAAUGUAAUAUUCUUUCAAUAAAAAGCUGUAUAUCUAAAACAAUUCAAGUACUCAUAAUAGAAUAAACUGUAUGAAAAUGUGCAAGUUCACUAGAGAUGACCUAAGCCCUGUUGUACAGGGAUAAAGGUUUAAACACUUAUUUUAUUGUAAAAUACAUUGAAUUUUCUGUAUUCUCUGGUUAUCAUACAUUUUCUCCUUAAAAAACAAAUGAUGUAAGUCUUAAUUUUUAUGCCAUCUAUUAAUUUACCAACUAGUUACCUUGUAAAUGAGAAGUCAUGAUAGCACUGAAUUUUAACUAGUUCUGAUUUAUAGGUUUGGUACUAUGAGGCAACUACUUAAAAUUCUCAUUUUUGUUUUUUAAAAGGCAUUUAGAGCUUCAAGAAUGAUUUUGUAUGCAAUGUUGUUUUAAAUUUUGACUAAUCUCAUAGAAUUGCUGUACUCUCCAUUAUAAGAAAACCUGAGAGUCCUUUCGUUAGAUGUUCUUCAAGACCACAAACAGGCUGGCUAUUUGGUCAUUUUUCACUUUGGCUAUUUUUAAUAGGACCUGUUGUUUUAGAUUACUAUCUGAGAAUUUCAUGGAUUCACUCCUGAUACAGGAGAUAAGAGAACAUUUAAUUCAUAACUUUUAUAUUAACCAAUGUAGUAAAAAACAAAGCUCACACACAAAAACUAAGUUGCCUUUCCUUGAAUGAAUCCUGCCUGAAUAAAACAAUGAAAGAAAAAUAAAAAUAAAAUUAAUGGUAUGUAGUCUAAUUUGUAAAUGAAUGAAUAUUGAAAUAAUACACACUGUGGAUAUAUUUUAAGGCCUUAUGUAGUUUUAAUUGUUCUGCUUGUUCUGUGGUUAUGUCUAAGACUAUAGUAUAUGAUUCUCUUCAAAGUAUAUCAAGUAUUGUGAAUGCUUUGGUUCAGAUGUGUCAAAUUAACAGUAAAACAACAAAUAUACCA